Messenger RNA from Amoebophrya sp. A120, 168 nucleotides. Lineage: Eukaryota; Dinophyceae; Syndiniales; Amoebophryaceae. The record is from the annotation of a GenBank genome assembly.
UGGAAAUCAAGAAUAGUGGCCUGAUGGCACCGGCGGCGACAAAUUUUGCCAGUGCCAGCAGCUCCAGCGGAAUUUUCCUACCGAACAAACCAACACCAAUUGUUCAGAAAAUCACUAUUGCCAGCCCAUGCGCGACUCCUGGUUGGCUCCUGGAAGAUCCGUUCGCGG